Molecule: messenger RNA, 1127 nt
Organism: Linum tenue
Lineage: Eukaryota; Viridiplantae; Streptophyta; Magnoliopsida; Malpighiales; Linaceae
Source: the annotation of a GenBank genome assembly
AUGAAAAACUGCUCAACUGAGUGUUGUGCGGAUGCCCUUUGGGUCUACACAAGGAAAGAACUUGUGCUGGAAGAAGAGCAAAAGCUCCAGAACCAAAAACGAAAACCCAAAAUGCAACUUCCAGUUUCUUCUUCAGUCAUGUUCUCCCUUCUCAUUUCCCUGCUCCUUCUCAUUCCAAAUACAAGUGGGGAGCAACUGAUUCUGGUCAACAACUGCAAGGAGAGCAUAUGGCCAGGAAUUCUCGGCAGUGCAGGGCAGCCCACGCCCUUGAACGGCGGCUUCCACCUGGGAAGCGGUGAAGAAGUAGUCUUCGAUGUGCCUCAGAAAUGGUCGGGAAGAAUCUGGGGAAGGCAGGGCUGUUCUUUCGAUCCGAGUGGGAAAAGAGGCUCCUGCGACACUGGAGACUGCUCUGGGAUGCUUCACUGUCAGGGACUCGGCGGCGUGCCCCCAGCAACCGUCGUGGAAAUGACCCUGGGUUCCUCGUCUUCUCCCCUGCAUUUCUACGACGUGAGUUUGGUGGAUGGGUUCAACCUGCCGGUUUCAAUGGCGCCCGUCGGAGGUGGUGUCGGUUGCGGGGUCGCUUCCUGUGAAGUCGACGUGAACGUGUGCUGUCCGUCGGCCUUGGAGUUGAGGAGCAAAGAUGGCAGAGUCGUGGGUUGCAAGAGUGCCUGCUUGGCUAUGCAGUCUGCCAAGUAUUGUUGUACUGGGGAGUAUGCAAAUCCAAAUACUUGCAAGCCUACCCUGUUCGCACAUCUGUUCAAGGCUAUCUGCCCCAAGGCUUAUAGUUAUGCUUUUGAUGAUUCGUCCAGUCUCAACAAGUGCAGGGCUUCGCGGUAUGUGAUCACUUUCUGCCCUCCUAAGUGAAGAGGAAAAAGGGGGGAGAGGAUCCAAUCUGCGAGUUAUGGCGGAGCUAGGUAGCUGCAUAGGAUUUUCAGUUUAUUUGGGUCAUUCACAGUAGUCAUGUUUGAUAUCAGUUGUCUUUUCAUUUUCGCAUUUCAGUUUGGAUGGAAAAGGAUUCCUCUCCCGCUUAGUAUAGUCCUGGAGAUAAUAGUAGUGUUAUCUCUUGUGUCCAUUGUUGUUUCACUUACAAUUCAUGGAUUUGAAAAUUGAGAUAUCUGUAAUUUGUC